UACUACGAACAGCAUUGGAAGUACAGAAGAUUUGUGGCUGCUUAGGAAGAGCAGUCAAGGUCUUUACUGUGACUUGCCGUGUCAUCGCUGGAGUCUGAGGUCUUAUUGUCGCCCUCUAAGGUUUGCACUGGAAUUCAUCGCUGAUACAUGCCAGGUGUGAGCAGGCAGGCAUGAGAAAUCCCGGUAUUGUUAGAAAGCUGGUUCUUCUGGCGUGGUUUCAAUGGGGGGUAGCAACAGCAGCAGCAAUUUGCGAGAGAACGAGCUGCGGUAAUGUCACUGUUCAAUACCCCUUUGGUCUCGGAUAUGGCUGUGGAAGUCCCGGCUUUGGGCUAAGCUGCACGGACUCUGUCUUGUACUUCAACAGUUCGAUUGUGGGAAGCAUCGACUACAAUGGCCGAAGUUUGGUUUUGAGCUCCGGUGAAGGCUGCCCCUUGAGGAAUCUUCCAACGGAGAUUCAGAUCUGUAGCAGAAACCAAAGAAAUGACGGGAAUGGACAGCAAGUAUGUUUGCUUGGUUACAGUAGCUGCUGCUUGGAAAGAAACUCGUCAUUCGACGGAGAAGGAUGUAUGGCUUACAGGGCGGCUGGAGGCUCGUCUUCAACAGUUAGUGCUUCUCUGGGUGAUUUUUCGCUCAGGUGGCCUCCGGAACUACAGACUAGGUGCGACCCUUGCUAUCGCGUUGGGAAUGGACAGUGCGGCUACAAUUCAACAAGUGAUUUCGUCUGCUUUUGUGAGACGUCAAACACGACUGCAACUUGCAGUGUAACUCAAGGCCAAACCAAUGCUCCAAUAAUCAUAUCAGGUAUAUCAGGCUCUGUCGCCAUCGCGGUGAUUGUCGUGGUUCUCGUGUUCGGAGUGAGCCUCUCAAUAUACUGGAAGUGGAAAAAGAAUGGCCGCGAGAGCACGCCAGAGCCGAUUUUCUCACUCGACGAUCCCAGCCGAGAUGUCGAAAACCUCCGCCAGAUACUCUCCACGCGCAGGGGCGACCCCGCAAAGCUCUACACCUUAUCCGAGAUCGACAAGGCCACAAACGGUUUCGACAAGGAACACAAGAUUGGCAGCGGUGGCUUUGGCACUGUUUACAAAGGACUCUUCGACGACGGCUCGGUUCUAGCAAUCAAGAGAGCAAACCACACAUCAAAGCAAAGCUCGCGGCACUUUUACAACGAGGUGGCCAUCCUUUCACAGGUAAACCACCGCAACUUACUCAGGCUCAUGGGUUGCUGCGUCGACUCGGACGUUCCCAUACUCGUGUACGAGUACAUUCCAAACGGGAAUCUCUUCGAACAUCUCCACAAGAGGCCGGGGGUUUUAAGCUGGAGCAACAGACUGACGAUCGCAAUAGAGACGGCCGAGGCACUUGCUUACUUGCACUCGGCUGCGUAUCCACCGAUCUAUCACAGGGACGUAAAGUCGGCCAACAUUCUCCUCGACAACGCCUUCACGACGAAGGUGGCGGACUUUGGCCUCUCCCGGCUGGUUCCCGUGGACGUGACUCACGUCUCGACCAUGGUACAAGGAACUCCCGGCUACGUCGACCCGGAGUAUCACCAGACGUAUCAGCUCACGGACAAGAGCGACGUCUACAGCUUUGGGGUGGUGCUGCUGGAGAUGGUCACGGGACGCAAGCCAGUGGACUUCGCCAGAGCUUCCAAGGACGUGAACCUCAGCGCCUACUCGGUGCCUUUGAUCCGGAAGGGGCUGAUCGAGGAGAUCGUGGACCCGAAGCUGGAAGUGAGAGUUUCUGGCAACGCGGCCGACUUGGAGCUCCUGGAAUCCAUCCGAGCAGUGGCCAACGUCGCGAUGGCGUGCCUGGCGUUUACGAGAGACGAGCGGCCGACGAUGAAGAGAGUGUUGGAGGAGCUUGUGGCGAUCCGGGGGUCGGAUGGAUUGAUUAGGACGGAGUGGCUGGAAGGCGAGGUGAUUCUCACCGAGAGUUUCCAUCCCAGCGAGGGUGUCUCGUAUAACAGCGGUCGGUCGCGAGAUCAUUCAGCGGAGAUAACGGCCAGGUAAGUAUAUAUAAAUCAGUUUUGAAACUUCCACUCUGGCAACAGACUUCGUUCCGUGCAAGAAGGCGAUUUUAGAUAUACCUAUCGUCAUACGUCUGAAUUCGGGUCAAAUCUUUGCCUAGCAGGAGCAAAGAACUGUAAUGCCACUUUUCUAAUCAAUUUCAAAUAUCAAUCUCCAAAGGAUUGUAA
Selaginella moellendorffii is the source of this 2197-nucleotide messenger RNA. Its product is annotated as wall-associated receptor kinase-like 20. The record is from RefSeq and is a predicted model, not a curated record. The coding region runs from base 171 to 2012 and encodes 613 amino acids. Lineage: Eukaryota; Viridiplantae; Streptophyta; Lycopodiopsida; Selaginellales; Selaginellaceae. Gene Ontology annotation, molecular function: protein kinase activity; polysaccharide binding; ATP binding. The transcript is spliced from 4 exons. Gene Ontology annotation, biological process: protein phosphorylation.